This is a messenger RNA of Macroventuria anomochaeta, 3729 nucleotides long. RefSeq lists its product as uncharacterized. The transcript is spliced from 6 exons. Gene Ontology annotation, biological process: regulation of GTPase activity. Lineage: Eukaryota; Fungi; Ascomycota; Dothideomycetes; Pleosporales; Didymellaceae. Bases 418 to 3594 code for a protein of 1058 amino acids. Gene Ontology annotation, molecular function: guanyl-nucleotide exchange factor activity. Gene Ontology annotation, cellular component: cytoplasm. The record is from RefSeq and is a predicted model, not a curated record.
UGCCAUCAUUUCAAGCACAGCGCAGAUGGUCUCUACUCGCGACUUCUUACCUCAUGGUGACCUGCUCCUUCCAUACUUCGUGGCCAUGCGGCUCCACGCGCGUCCCACGGACCCUUCAGCAACUUCAACCAUGGUCACGGCUCCUUUGCACUUGUGUAAUGCUGAAGUGGCCCUUCUGUGUGUCACGGCCAAAGUUGAUACCUCGACAUCUACUCUUUGCGCUUUCCUAUGUCAUGCUCAGUGCUUUCUACUUCAGCAACCGUAUACCGUAAUGCUCCUCUUGUUUACACCGAUGCUCCGUAGCAGUCUCGUCUCUCCUUCAGUCGUUGCAGUGCUGCAGCUCUAUUCAUCUCACAUGCCAUCCCACUCUCCCGUACUCGUCCUAUAACAAGUGCUUCGUGCACUCUCGUCAUCGACAUGGCUUAUGUGCUGUCCCUGCGACCACACAGUCCACUCAAGCGGUCCUUCAGCGAUAAUCCUUACCUUCAGUCAUGCUCUCCCUUGAAAGAACCUUUCCUUGGGCCUCUCAGCGACGUCACCGCUCGCAAUACAUCCGCAUGCUCUCUGUAUACACUUGGCUCGAACAGAUCCAAUAUCUGGAACCUUGGAAACGAGAACACACCGCCUCUCACGUCGCAGUCUUUGCUUAACCUCGUGCCUGAGAAGCCAGCUUACGACUUUGGCGUGCAACAUGGGGACCACGUACCGCGAAAGCGUAAUUGUGGAGUCAAUCGAGCACCGCCAUCGCUGUCGCGCACCGCAGCCCCUCCAAACUCUUUCCCGAGAAAGACGGCGGACCUACAAUAUGUGAUGGAGUCUUCUUCGAAUAGCGAGAACUCAGCAGAGGACAUGGAUGUUGACGACAGCCAUAUCGAAGAGUCAGAACUGUUUAAUCUGUACGAAGCGAUCCACGUACCUCUGCCUGAAGGACGAUUCUCGGAUCACAGUGGUAGUGAGAAACAAGAUGUGCAAGAUCCUACGCCGCAAGCCCUCCCAACUGAACCACAACCGUUUCGUCGAUGGAUGAGCACCUUACGCCGGCGGCACCUUCAUCGCCGCAAGAAGCAAGAGUUGUCUUUUGAUGGCGCUGAGGAAGUUUUGGCUGUUCGAUCGCCCCUUUCGACGACGACAGACUCAGUACGGAGGACUUCGGAGUCGAUGACAUCUUCUAUGGGCUUCGUCACUACCGUCAAGACUACAUCGAUCACGAUCGCCAGCACAAGCAUUGCGCCCACUUCCGAGAGAGGCCCGCAUAACAAAGUCCGGCUAGGUAAUAGAAGCAGUAAUACCGACGCUCGUCGGUCGAUGGAGAGUCACCGCGGUGGGCUGGGUCCAGUCAUCGACGAGAGCGCGUGGCUCAGAUCUCUGCAGCGCCGCAAGGUGGUGGAAGAACUGAUUGCUUCAGAAGAAAGCUACAUUGCCGACCUCAAGGUUCUCAUUAACGACUACUUCAUGAUUCUUACCGCCCUUCCUGCCUUGCCUGGUCAGACUAAGUCAUCCAUACAGCAGAACAUAGCCCAGAUCUUGCAACUCCAUGAAGAUCUUCUUGCAGAACUUCAACAAGCUAUUCCUCAAGCCGACUUCACCAAAAGCGCACAGCAAGAGACUUAUCCCGUUACGAAAGCUAAGCAUAUCCGUUUCCAUAGCGCAGAUAUCAUACCUGGUCGCUUAGGCGAGCACAGAGCUACUCGGCGUUUGAGACAUUCCCUCGAGAUUGGCCGAUCCCCGGACAGGAGGCCACGAGGUCUGGUAACCGACACUCAAACAGUCGGCAACAUCGCAAAGAUAUUCAAUCGACAUAUGAAACGUUUCUUUACCUAUGAAGAAUAUGGUGCGCAUUGGACUACGAUGUCCUCGGACCUCACUACGAUGUGCAAAGGGCUGCACGGUUGGCAGGAGUACGAACGAGGAGUUGAAGCUUUGCAGAAAGUCAUUGCCUCCGAGAACAACCGCGAGUCUGGCAGCAAGAAGGCGCUGAGCUUCCCUGAUUUGUUGAUCAAGCCCAUUCAGAGGGUCUGCAAGUACCCCCUGUUAUUCGACGACCUGUGUCGCCAGACACCUGUGUGCGACGACCCAGAGGCUCACGCCGAGUUGGAGAAGGCUCUAUUUCGACUCCAAGAGACUAUCCGUGAGGUCAACAAGGCGAAGGAUGACCCGAAGACCCGCCGACUGAUUGAUAUCACCUGGCAGCUGCAGGACAGACUCGUGUUUCAGGAACAGGCAAUCUCGCGUGCGCUUGUAUUUCGUCUUCUUGGACAUGUCCUUUUGUGUGGCGUCCUACAUGUGGCCUACCAGACUCCCGAACGUGUGAAGGGACAGUACAUGGUUUGUGUGCUAUACAAAUCCUGUCUCGUACUUGCAACGACAAGUCGUUUCUACACACCCUACACUGUGGUCGCCUGCAUCAGCCUCGCGAAUGGCAGUAUCGAAGAACCGGACAACGGUCGGGGCGUUCAGUGUCAUACGGCCUCUCACACUUGGAAAUUCGUGUUCGAACACAACCAUCGACUGCACGAGGUCAUUCUAAGCGCCUGUUCAUCUCAAGAAGAAGAGGUGUGGAAGACACAGUUGCGCGAGCGCACUGUGUGCGAGACGCACGAUUUCGUCGAAGGGCAGUCCACCAUGCAAGAAAUGUUCUCUUCCUUGAGCUUGGAUAUUAAGUCUCUUGGACCGGUAUUCGGACAUGCAGACAGUCUGGUCCGGCGCAUGUCUGUCCAUCGAGCGGCGACGCUAGGUGCGAAGACGAACCUGGCGCAAGUCAUCAUCAAGAAUACACAGGCGCAGAAACCGCUGGACACUCCUCCCACGUUUUCGCCAGGUGUGGUGACUCGCUCGCAGUCACUCCUGUCGUCGAAUCACAUUCCGACCUUGGCUCCAAGGAGAGCUGAACGCAUUCGCCUUGAGACAGCACUGGAGGAGGUCUGGACGAAAGACAUCUUGCCUUUCCCAGGAAUGUCCAAUCGAAGAGUCGAGAACCAGAUUCGUGCGUCAGCCAACUCAGUUAUGCGAAAGCUCAGCAUGGCAAGCAUUGCCAGCAACUUCUCGCGCCGCUCGCCAAGCUUUUCCAGCAUGAGCAAUACUCGCUCAGAAGACUCAUACGGUAGUAGGGCACAUAGAGUAUCACAAGGGAACCUGCGUGCAGCCCCUGUAUCAGAUCGCCGACCGGCUCCUGCAGUUGUAGACUUCCACAACGCACCAGCGGCUUUUCUACCUACGGACUUCGAGCUGCAAGACACACGACCAUCGAGCCGACGACGACGCCUAGCAAAUCGUGCGGGAGGAGCAGAGCGCUCGACAGAGAAGCCUACGCCGGCUAGACCGAAGCGGACACGACGACUCUCGUCGCACAUCAUCAGCCUUCCCCGGAGCGAGUCCAGUGCGCAGGUCACUGCGAGGUUUACAUCUGAUGGCUCCAAUGCGACCGUUCUGCGUGGACCUGAACCUGCCGUCGACUUCGAGCAGAGACUCGAGAACGCAAAGCCAAAGCGGAAAGGAGACAGAGAGAGUGGCGGCUUAGGAAGAGGCAUCUCAGGUGCAACACCAUCCAAAAAGUUUUUGAAAAGCAAAAGUCGAAUCUUCAAGUUUUGGGUAUGAAAAUGACGAAGGACUUGAGGCUCUUUGGAUUCGACGCGAACAUACUUACGACGACUUGUUGGAUCGCAAUUCUUUUGGCGCCUGUUGGACUAUUGAAAGUAAAAGUUGGAGUAAUGGGUGUUGUUACGAUGUCAC